Messenger RNA from Brenthis ino (lesser marbled fritillary), 558 nucleotides. The record is from the annotation of a GenBank genome assembly. Lineage: Eukaryota; Metazoa; Arthropoda; Insecta; Lepidoptera; Nymphalidae.
AUGUUAUCUAGUAGACUUAGACAAGUGACAUCUAAAAUCAAAAGAAAUCCAUUCUUUUUAAGUACACGAACGAAGGCUGCUUACGAAGGCGAUGGGAAAACAACAGUUCGAAUUAUCAACCAAGAAUUAGAUCUGGGUCUCAUGAUAGAUUCAUAUGCUACUUACGGUUUUAGAUUAAACAAUGGAAUCACAGUAUUGGGACCUAUAGCUAUAUUUCCUAGGACAAUACUAUCAUGGCAAGUGCCAAGUGCCGACCAAAUCACUGAACCCGCUCUCAGAUUUUUUAAAUUGUUAGAUCCAAAAAUUGAUUUAUUGAUUAUAGGAUUAGAAACGAAUGAUAGAAAAGUGAUAAACUCAGUUUUCAAAGCUUCAAGGGAAGCUAAACUCGGUGUGGAAAUCCUACCAACAGAACAUGCUUGCGCUACCUUUAAUUUUCUUAAUUCAGAGGGACGAUCAGUAGCAGGAGCGAUGAUACCUCCCUUACACAUAGUAAUGAAUGAAGACGACAUGUUGCAGUCCCAACUGCACUAUAAAAACAUAUACAAUCAAGAUCAAUUU